AUGGCUGCGACGACGAGGGUAUCUCGCGCUCUCCUGCUCGUCGGCGUCGUCCUCACGGCGCAGCUGUGCGCUUGCACGGCGUACGGCGGCGAUGGGUUUAGCGUGGAGUUCAUCCACCGCGACUCCGUUGGGUCGCCGUUCCACGACCCCUCGCUCACCGCGCACGGGCGCGUGGUCAAGGCGCUCGCGCGCUCCUACGCCCGCGCCGACGCACCGUCGGGUCACGGCGUCGUGUCCGAGCUCACCUCCACGCCGUUCGAGUACCUGAUGGCCGUGAACGUGGGCACGCCGCCCACCCGUCUGCUCGCCAUCGCCGACACCGGCAGCGACCUCGUCUGGCUCAACUGCAGCAAGAAGCACGGUCCUGGUCCGGCGUUUGCCGGUGACGCGCCCUCGCCCCCGCCGCGGCCGGGCGUCGUGUUCGACCCCUCCAAGUCCAAGACGUACCGCCUCGUGGGCUGCGACUCCGGCGCGUGCCGCGCUCUCCCGGACUCGUCCUGCGCCGGCGGCGACAAGUGCACCUACUACUACUACUAUGGCGACGGCUCGGCGACGAGCGGCCUCCUCUCCACCGAGACCUUCACCUUCGCCGACGCCCCCGGCGCCCGCUGCGGCGACCGCACGACGCGCGUGCCAAACGUCAACUUCGGCUGCGGCACGAACUUUGUCGGCUCCUUCAUCGGGGACGGCCUCGUCGGCCUCGGCAACAGCAACCUCUCCCUCGUCACGCAGCUCGGCGCACACGCCUCGCUCGGCCAGAGGUUCUCCUACUGCCUCGUGCCCUACUCCAUCAACGCCUCCUCCGCGCUCAACUUCGGCGCCCGCGCCGCCGUGACGGAGCCGGGUGCGGCCACGACGCCGCUGAUCCCGUCCAGGGUGAAGACCUACUACACCAUCGAGCUCGCGUCCGUCGAGGUCGGCAACGCGACCUACAAGGCGCCGCGCCAGACCCCCGCCAUCGUCGACUCCGGCACGACGCUGACGUUCCUCGACAAGGCGCUGCUAGACCCGCUGGUGAAGGAGCUGGCCGGGCGGAUCAAGCUCCCGAAGGCCCCGCCGCCGGCGGACCUCCAGCUGCCGCUCUGCUACAACGUGACCGGGCUAAAGGAGGGGCAGAUCGCGGCGAAGAUCCCUGACGUGAAGCUGGGGCUGGGCGGCGGUGCGGUGGUGACGCUGAAGGCGUUGAACACGUUCGUGGUGGUGCAGGCGGAGACCCUGUGCCUGGCGAUCGCGCCGGCGUCGGAGCGCCUUCGGACGUCGAUCAUCGGGAACAUCGCGCAGCAGAACAUGCACGUCGGGUACGACCUCGACAAGCGCACCUCAGAGCCGCGCCUGCGACCACACUUAGCAGGGCAGAAGGGGGAAGCAGAGGCACAAGGAUACCAGAGCAGCGCUCCAACCAGGGGCGCAGAAGACGGAGCAACAGAACGGGCUUUCCCCCGGCAAGACCCUUGCCGGGGCAGCCUACACAGCCCCGACAAGAGCCUUGCCCGGGCAGCUCACCCAACGCCAACAUCACAGCCACCCUUGAGCCUGAGAGUUCCAACACCAUUGACAACAUUGGAACCAAGGCUCGGGAAGUGCCUGCAUGGAGGCAUGCAGAUCUUUGUGAAGACAAAAGGCCUACGAAGCCCAGUUGAGAAUCAGAAGACAAGACAACCGCAAGGCUCCUUGACAAGGAUGCCGCAAGGCCCCGGCAAGACUCUUGCCGAGGGCGCUCACAAGGCCCCGGCAAGACCCUUGCCGGGAAUAUACGCAAGACCGCGGCAAGACCUUGCCGCCCCAUCGUCGCCCCAGCUCAGCGGCCGACCCACCAGCUAA
Molecule: messenger RNA, 1821 nt
Organism: Triticum aestivum (bread wheat)
Lineage: Eukaryota; Viridiplantae; Streptophyta; Magnoliopsida; Poales; Poaceae
Product: aspartic proteinase CDR1-like
Exons: 2
Coding region: 1-1821 (606 amino acids)
Biological process (GO): proteolysis
Cellular component (GO): extracellular region
Molecular function (GO): aspartic-type endopeptidase activity
Source: RefSeq, a predicted model, not a curated record